Molecule: messenger RNA, 3262 nt
Organism: Strongylocentrotus purpuratus (purple sea urchin)
Lineage: Eukaryota; Metazoa; Echinodermata; Echinoidea; Camarodonta; Strongylocentrotidae
Product: peroxisomal sarcosine oxidase
Exons: 8
Coding region: 310-1527 (405 amino acids)
Cellular component (GO): peroxisome
Molecular function (GO): L-pipecolate oxidase activity; sarcosine oxidase activity; flavin adenine dinucleotide binding
Source: RefSeq, a predicted model, not a curated record
CGUGUUGAAUGUUUGUAUACAAAAGCUAGGCGCGCGCAAUUUAGCGCCAUCUCUGAUCCCUGUGCAUAGUAAACGUUGAAGAACUACAACGCUCGAUUUAUCAUCGUCACGUCAAACCUACCUUUGCUCUCCGUCUGCGCUGCCAAAGGUGUGGAACAUGACUUGGAUUUACAAUUGAAGUCCAAAGUGUUUUGGCUACGCUACGUUACGUUUAUUUCGCCUCUACCUCUGCUCUGUAGAGAGAGUCCUCUCAAGUCUCAUUUUCAGGCCUAGCUGACUCAGCUCGUGAACUCCGCCCCCUCUCCAAGAAUGAUGGCAUCUUCAUCGGAGCAGUUUCCCGACAUUCACGGUGUAAAUGCCGUACAUGAUGUAGUGAUUGUGGGGGCUGGUAUUCAAGGUUCUGCUACAGCAUAUCACUGUGUGAAGCAGGGGUUAAAAACUGUGCUCCUAGAACAAUUCAGUCUACCUCAUUCCCGGGGCAGUUCUCAUGGCCAGUCAAGAAUCAUCCGCUACUCUUACGAUCAAACGCACUACUCCCAGAUGAUGAGUGAAGCUUACCCAAUGUGGAAAGAGUUGGAGAAAGAAACUAGUACACCGCUUUACAAGAAGACUGGUCUUUUGACCAUCUCACUUCCACCAAAUAAAGGACUCUACGAGAGUUCCUUGAAUCAGAUGAGAAAGUUUGAAAGACCACACAGGAUUCUGGACCACGAGGCCAGGAAGAAAGAAUACCCGCAGUUAGAUAUUCCCAAAGAUGCCCUGGUCUUUAUGGAUUAUGACGGAGGUACGCUGAGAGCAGACAAGGCUCUACGUGCAUACCAGGAUACAUUUAAGAAUUGUGGAGGCAUUCUGAAGGAGGAAGAGCAAGUUCUGAAGAUCACACCUGGUACCUUGGUGACAGUGACUACCAGCAAGGGCACCUACAGGACCCGUCAUCUAAUCCUCACUCCGGGAGCAUGGGCCCAAAAGGUCCUCAGGCCCCUGGGUUUAGAUCCACCAUUGACGGUGGCCCGUAUUAAUGUACCUUAUUGGCAGGAGAAAGAAGUAGGAGCCAUGAGCAAAUUUCCUAAUGUCAUCUUUGAGACAAAAACUAAAAAACAUGUAUAUGGACUGCAGGAAUUAGAAUAUCCCGGCUUAACAAAGAUUCCAUUUCAUGGUGGCUCUGAUAACAUUGAUCCAGACUACAGAGAUACCGUACACAACGAAGCAGUUGGACACAAAAGUGAGAUUGAAUUCAUGAAGAAGUUCAUCGCUAGAUACUUUCCCCUGUUGCUGAGUGAGCCGACUAUAAUGGAAACCUGCAUGUACACGUUGACUCCAGAUGAUGAAUUGAUCAUGGACAGACAUCCGGUCUAUCCUAACAUCAUUGUGUGCUGCGGAUGCUCGGGACAUGGAUUUAAGCUGGCACCUUCCAUAGGUAAGAUCCUGUGCAGGAUGGCGAUGGGUAAAGAGCCUCACAUCGACAUCACAGCACUGAGCUUUAAGAGAUUCAGCAACUCCUGUCUCAUCAACAACUCAAAGUUAUAGCUUCCUCUCCUUGUGCAGACCACAAGCAAUAUGGCUCAUCAACAAAUCAAAGUUAUAGCUCCCUCUCCUGUUCAGACCACAAGCAAUAUGUCUUAUCAACAAAUCAAAGUUAUAGCUCCCUCUCCUGUUAGGACCACAAUCAAUAUGUCUCGUCAACAAAUCAAAGUUAUAGCUCCCUCUCGUUGUGCAGACCACACACAAUAUAUCUUGUCAACUAAUCAAAGUUAUAGCUCCCUCUCCUGUUUGGACCACAAGCAAUAUGUCUUAUCAACUAAUCAAAGCUAUAGCUCCCUCUUGUUGUGCAGACCACACGCAAUGUAUUGUCUUGGAUAUUGAAAUCGUGAUAUGGUUUUCAUCAUUACCUCAUUUGCAAUUAAUACAAUACAUGCAUGUCAAAUUUUUAUGAGAGUCUCAUUGUGCAGACCACACGCAAUGUAUUGUCUUGGAUAUUGAAAUCGUGAUAUGGUUUUCAUCAUUACCUCAUUUGCAAUUAAUACAAUACAUGCAUGUCAAAUUUUUAUGAGAGUCUCAUUGUGCAGACCACACGCAAUGUAUUGUCUUGGAUAUUGAAAUCGUGAUAUGGUUUUCAUCAUUACCUCAUUUGCAAUUAAUACAAUACAUGCAUGUCAAAUUUUUAUGAGAACCCUCUUUGUGGCCAGAAAGUAAACAAGGAUGCAAAUAUUGUAGCCUGGCUGGCAGAAGGGCAUUAGCUCGAAUUUCAGGUUAAAACUGAAGCGUUAAGCAGAAGGGCGUUAGCACUAAAUCGCCACAAACUGUUGGAGAAAAAAAUUGUGGCCAUGUUCUACUAUAACAUUUCCAUUAGUCUUUUAGGUUUUAAACCAAUUUUCGGGACGGAAAGCAGUCUAAAUAUAAAACAAUUCGUUAAAUGCAAAUAAUUUUGAGUCACUCACGCGCUAAUGUCCUUCUGCCAGCCGGCCGAUGAUAUACACUGCUAUGUCAGUUGUGAUUCAGUCAUUUGGUGGCAUGACACUUUUCAAAGUCUCAACCACUUUUGAAAUUAGCAAACCCUUCAUGCAAGUGAAAAGCGUCUGGUUUCACAGCACAUUUUUCUUGAAGUCUUGAACUAUGAAGCAUUUUUAUGAUUGGAACAUGGAUUUUAUGAUAUCACAAACCCACAAAUUCCGAGCGGGUGAAUUCAUCAUUUGGCUCAUGAGGGGAUGGAAUGUACUCGUUGAAAAGUCAUGAAACUGUUAAUAUUGGAAUGUGAAAAGAAAUUAGAAUACAUUAAACUUACAAGAUACAAAGUAAUUAUAUAUAAUCUAUACACUGUAAUGACUUUAUUGUUACAAAUUUUUAAAUAGGUAUUUGCGACAAAGCUUUUUAAAACAGGAUAAAGUUUAACUAAAUUUUAUAGAAGUGGGUAAUUGAUUGGAAUUUAGUAUACCGGUAUUUUGUGUUGAAAGUGUAAAAAGUGGAUUGAAAUGAAUUGAAUUUAUUGACCCAAACCAUAUCCAUUUCUUCUAAAAUACUAAUACUAGUAUUUUCAGUCAUUGAAAUUUUGAGAGAGUGUAUCCUGCCAUGUGUGAUUUAUAAAGAGACAGUUGAUAUGCAAGUCAGUAAGAUUCAUAUAUCAAAGUAAAUCAGCUCAUGUGUUAAAUGUGUGGAAAGUCAUUUUCAUCUGUAAUACCAAUAUUUUCAAUCAUUGAAAUUUUGAGAGUGCUUAGGUAAUUUAUGAAGACAGUUGAUUGUUCAGAUUCGUAUAAGCAAAAUCGAA